This is a messenger RNA of Arachis ipaensis, 2813 nucleotides long. Its product is annotated as LRR receptor-like serine/threonine-protein kinase IOS1. The record is from RefSeq and is a predicted model, not a curated record. Gene Ontology annotation, biological process: protein phosphorylation. Gene Ontology annotation, molecular function: protein kinase activity; protein binding; ATP binding. Lineage: Eukaryota; Viridiplantae; Streptophyta; Magnoliopsida; Fabales; Fabaceae.
UGUGACACACUUGUAUUUGGCACUGAAAGCAAAAAAUUGGAUACAACAAACAAUGAUGAGAAAAUCAUUGCAUUCUCUUUUUCUAUUGCUCAGGACUCUUACUAUUGUUGUCAUGGUUCAAGCCCAGGAUCAAUCAGGAUUUAUUAGCCUUGAUUGUGGACUACCAGAAAAAUCAAGUUACACUGAGGACACCACAGGCAUAAAUUACAUUUCAGAUGCUAACUUCAUUGAAACUGGUGUAAGCAAGAGUGUAUCACCAGAAGACAAGGCCACUCAUCAAAAGCAACUAGGUUAUUUGAGAAGCUUUCCCAACGGUGCAAGAAACUGUUACAAAAUAAAUGUUGCAAGUGCCACUAAAUAUUUAAUCAGAGCUAACUUUUUGUAUGGAAACUAUGAUGGUCUAAAUGAGUUACCACAAUUUGAUCUUCAUCUUGGAGCUAAUUUUUGGGAAACAGUUAAACUCACCAAUUCAUCAUGGGGCUACACCACUGAGAUCAUUCACACUCCAUCAUUGGAUUAUGUUCAUAUCUGUUUGGUUAACACAGAGAAAGGGACUCCAUUCAUUUCAGCUAUAGAAUUAAGGAUGUUGGAUAAUAAGACUUAUGAUGCUCAAUCAUCUGGAUCAUUGGCACGUUUCCUAAGACUAGAUUUAGGUUCCAUUACCAACUUAACAUACAGGUACAAAGAUGAUGUUUAUGACAGGCUUUGGGAUCCUGUUAACCUAAAACAGUGGAAACAACUGAGUAGCACACUUAGCAAUGAUGAACUAUCACAGAAUCAUUAUAAACCACCAGCAGUUGUGAUGAGCACUGCUGCUACACCAGCAAAUUCUAGUGCUUCUCUUGAUCUAAUGUGGGAACCAAAUAAUGUGGAUGAGCAAUACUAUGUGUACAUGCACUUUAAUGAAGUUCAAAAGCUAGCAGCAAAUCAAACAAGAUCAUUCAAUGUCACCAUGAAUGGCAAGUUCUGGUUUGGACCUCUUGUACCUUCAUACCAAAGCACAACUACCAUAUAUAGUCCUUCAGCUGUAACUGGAGCAACAAAUUAUACUGUUUCACUUUUUCGGACAGAAAAGUCUUCACUUCCUCCCAUUGUCAAUGCUAUUGAGAUUUAUGUGGUAAAAGAUUUCUCACAAUUAGAGACUCACCAAGAUGAUGUUGCUGCUAUUACAAACAUCAAGGAUUCAUAUAAUGUUGCUAGAAAUUGGCAAGGAGAUCCAUGUGCCCCAAUAGCAUAUAUGUGGGAAGGUCUAAAUUGUAGUUUUGAAGGCAAAAGUUCUCCAAGAAUCACAUCUUUGGAUUUAUCUUCUAGUGAAUUGACAGGGCAGAUAUCAUCCUACAUAUCCAAGCUCAUUAUGUUACAAUACUUAGAUUUAUCAAAUAAUAGCUUAAGUGGAUCGAUACCUUAUUUUCUGACACAGCUACAGUCACUGAAAUUUUUAAACUUGGAGAAUAACAAUUUUACUGGUUUAGUUCCCAGUGAACUCCUUGAUAGAUCAAAGAAAGGUUCACUAUCAUUGAGUGUGGGGCAAAAUCCAAACCUAUGUACUUCUGCAUCAUCAUGCAACCAACACAUCGAAACAAUCAAGAAGAAGAAAAACAAUGUAGCUAUUCCUGUAGUAGCAUCAGUUGUUGGGGUUUUGGUGCUUCUAAUAAUUUCUGCAGCAGCUAUAAUCUUUUCAGUUAAGAAAAGAAAGCCACAAGCUGCUGUGAACAUUCAUGUGAAGCCCAAAUAUCCAAAUGAGCCACCAAUAAAAGCCAAGCAACAACAAUAUUCAUUUAAUGAACUUGUUAAUAUCACCAACAACUUUGAAAGGUUGCUUGGUGAAGGUGGAUUUGGUAAAGUUUACUAUGGAAUUAUUGAUGACACUGAAGUAGCUGUCAAGAUUCUGUCUGCAACAUCAGAACAUGUAUAUCAGCAAUUUCUAGCAGAGGUUAAACAUAUGAUGAAAGUACACCACAAAAAUCUUACUUCCCUUAUUGGAUAUUGCAAUGAAGAGAAAAAUAAAGCUCUCAUCUAUGAAUACAUGGCAAAUGGAGACUUGGAUGAACAUCUCUUAGGGAAGAAAAGCAACACAAAGUUCUUAACUUGGGAAGAUAGACUUCGAAUAGCUGUGGAUGCAGCCCAAGGACUGGAAUAUCUGCAUCAUGGUUGUAAGCCGUUAAUAAUUCACAGAGAUGUGAAAUGCGCAAAUAUUUUGUUAACUGAAAACUUCCAAGCCAAAUUGGCUGAUUUUGGCCUAUCCAGAAGCUUUCUUGCUGACGGUGACACGCAUAUCUCCACUGCCAUUGUUGCCGGAACUCUUGGUUACUUAGAUCCUCAGUGUACCAUGUUAAACAGGUUCACAGAGAAAAGUGAUGUUUACAGUUUCGGAGUAGUUCUUUUGAAGAUAAUCACAGGUCAACCGGCAAUAUCAAAAACCAAAGAUAAAGUUCAUAUAAGUCACCGUGUUGAUUCCUUACUUUCUAAAGGGGAUAUAGAAGGUAUUGUUGACUCAGAAUUACAAGGAGAUUUUGAUAGUAGUUCUGUCUGGAAAGCUGUUGAAAUAGCAAUGGCUUCUGUGUCAUAUAGCCCUGACAAAAGGCCAUACAUGAGUGAUGUAUUGGUUGUGUUAAAGGAAUGUUUGGCAAUAGAGUUGGCUCGGAAACAAUCCAACAUUGACACAGAAAACACUGAUUUAAUUGAGUUCACCUAUAAUCUGACUUCUGAAACUGGCCCUUUAGUGAGGUAGUGCCUUUGUGAAAGUUGUGUGUUUCCUGUGUUUUAUUAUGUCACGUUGUACUAAGCGAUUAUUAUGGUCAUAAAUCAUUCAA